This is a messenger RNA of Monoraphidium neglectum, 852 nucleotides long. RefSeq lists its product as uncharacterized. The transcript is spliced from 7 exons. The record is from RefSeq and is a predicted model, not a curated record. The coding region runs from base 1 to 852 and encodes 283 amino acids. Lineage: Eukaryota; Viridiplantae; Chlorophyta; Chlorophyceae; Sphaeropleales; Selenastraceae.
AUGUCUGACACGCAGCAGCAGGACAGCGCCAAGGAAACUAGCCGCAAGCAUCCCCCCAUCGUGUGCUACAAUGUUGCGGAGCUGCCGCAGGCAAGCGUCGACCGAGCCCUGCUGCAGCGCCUGGCGGAUGGCAAGCACGAGGUGGUGCACGAGCUGACCAUCCCGCCGCGCGACGGGCGCGCAUGGGAGGUCAAGGCCGGGCAGCUGUGGCGCAUCACGUGCACCGAGGGGCCCCAGGUGGCGGACAUGAACGUGUGGGCGCUGCACAACCCCAAAAGGGAGCGCUUCUACACCAGCAAGACGCGGCAGCUGCACGCGUCGCACCUGACCGUGGGGGACAGGCUGUGGAGCGGCUUCCCGUACCUCCGGCCGCUGGCGACCAUUACGGCGGACACCAUCGCAUACGGCAUCGACGGCGACGGCGCGGGCGUGCAUGACGUCAUCGGCAGCAGGUGCGACCCCUACACCAACUGGCUGCUGACCGGCGCCGACAUGAACGUGUGCUGCCACAGCAACCUCACGCGCGCGGUGGCGGGCUGCGGCCUGGGGGAGGAGGACGUCCACGACGUGCUCAACGUGUUCAUGUGCACUGGAUUCACGCGGGACACCAAUCAGUACUUCACAAAGCCCAGCCCGGUGCGCCCUGGUGACUACAUCGAAUUCCUGGCGGAGACGGACGUGCUGGUGGCUGCCAGCACGUGCCCCCAGGGUGACGUCAGCGUGGCCUGCGGCACUGGCAGGGCACCGACGUGCUACCCCCUGGGUGUCCAGGUCCUGCAGCCGUCUGCCGAGGCGCUGGCCGGCUGGAAGCCAACGGAGCCUGUCAAGUAUGGCGGCAAGCAUGGGCUGUAG